Molecule: messenger RNA, 815 nt
Organism: Hippopotamus amphibius kiboko
Lineage: Eukaryota; Metazoa; Chordata; Mammalia; Artiodactyla; Hippopotamidae
Gene: CXCL14
Product: C-X-C motif chemokine ligand 14
Exons: 4
Coding region: 246-545 (99 amino acids)
Biological process (GO): antimicrobial humoral immune response mediated by antimicrobial peptide; cell chemotaxis
Cellular component (GO): extracellular region
Molecular function (GO): chemokine activity
Source: RefSeq, a predicted model, not a curated record
GAGCUCGCUCGCAGCGAGGGCAGGAGCGGAUUUAAAAGAGGCCUGGGCGGGAGGAGGGAGGCGGUGGAGAGAGCCCGGAGCCGAGCGCAGAGCGCAGAGCGCAGCGCGCCGCCACAUCCACAGCCCCGAGGCUCCCACCGACGGGCGCAGCGGGAGCGAGUGGAGCCGGGAGGCGCGCUCCGGGCAGAAAAAGCCGAGCCCGGCGCACGGACACGCGGGCGCCCUCGCCGUGCCCCUCGGCCAGCAUGAGGCUCCUGACGGCCGCGCUGCUCCUGCUGCUCCUGGCGCUGUGCGCCGCGCGCGUGGACGGGUCCAAGUGCAAGUGCUCCCGGAAGGGACCCAAGAUCCGCUACAGCGACGUGAAGAAGCUGGAAAUGAAGCCAAAGUACCCGCACUGCGAGGAGAAGAUGGUUAUUAUCACCACCAAGAGCAUGUCCAGGUACCGGGGUCAGGAGCACUGCCUGCACCCCAAGCUGCAGAGCACCAAGAGGUUCAUCAAGUGGUACAACGCCUGGAAUGAGAAGCGCAGGGUCUACGAAGAAUAGGGUGAAAAAUCCCUGAUGGGAAAACUUCAUACAGGUUGAGAGACAAGCAAAGGACUUUGCAGAUUAAACAAACAAACGCCUUUCUUUCUCACAGGGAUAAGACACAAUUAAAUAUUGUUACAAAGCACUUUUUACCAAGGGUCAGUUUUUACAUUUUAUAGCUGUGUGUAAAAGGCUUCCAGAUGUGAGACCCUUCUCUCUUGUGCUCCAGAUUUCAUCACAAGCUGCUUUUUACCGAAAAGGGGGGAAACUUAUGCCUUUCCUUUGUUU